ACUUCCGCCUUGAAGAGAAAGAAGCUAAUCGAACAUUUUGGAAUGUUGGGGACAGUGCUGGAAACGGAAAGAAAGAAGUGUGUGUUUUCUGCUAGUCUUUGCUUCUGCUAGUUUAUUAUUUUUGUUCGCGUUUAGUCAGUUAUUGUUAUCAUUAUUCAGUCUUUUGUGCUAUUAGUUUAUAUCCAUCAUUUUUCGUUCUGUGUUUGAAAUGUUGUGUAAUGUCGACCUGCCCUUUCACAAUAACGUUUAUGAUGGAAGUAGUGUAAUACCAAGGGAUAAUGAUGCAAUCUCUGUGAGCUGAUUUAUAAAGCACUUAUUUUUAAAGGUUAGAAAUUUUUGAUAGCAAAAAUGACAACGAUGAAAUCGUCAUCAGGACCUUCAAAUUCAGGACUGACAGUUUUUAAACAUGUCAAGUAUGAGCAUUUAAUAGCUGGCAUAACUGGUGGUGUCACUUCAACUCUCAUCCUUCAUCCUCUUGAUCUAAUAAAAAUUCGAUUUGCUGUAAGUGAUGGGCGAACAAGCGUCCCACAGUACAAUGGAAUGCGAAGUGCAUUAUCCACCAUAAUGAAGCAAGAGGGAUUCAAAGGCUUCUACAAAGGUGUCACGCCUAAUGUAUGGGGCUCUGGAAGCGCUUGGGGCUUCUACUUUUUGUUUUACAGUUCGAUAAAGACUUGGAUUCAGGGUGGCAAUACGAAAACGCCACUGGGACCCACACUGCACAUGAUUGCCGCCGCAGAGGCUGGCGUUCUCACGCUGGUCAUGACCAAUCCUGUGUGGGUCGUCAAAACAAGGCUUUGUCUUCAGUACGGUAGCGAGUCGGAUGUUGCUAGCGGUAAGCAAUAUUCUGGAAUGGUCGACGCUCUGUCGAAAAUUUAUCGAGUGGAGGGCAUUCGAGGUUUGUAUAAGGGCUUUAUUCCUGGAAUGUUUGGUGUUUCUCAUGGUGCUUUGCAGUUUAUGACUUAUGAAGAAAUGAAGAAUUUCUACAACCAGUAUAGAAAUCUUCCCAUCGAUACCAAAUUGGGCACAUCAGAGUACCUGAUGUUCGCGGCGGUGUCUAAGCUGCUGGCGGCCGCCCUGACCUACCCCUACCAGGUGGUGCGCGCGCGCCUGCAAGACCACCGCGGCGGCUACGCGGGCACGCUUGACUGCAUCAACAAGACUUGGAGGUUUGAAGGUGUUGAGGGGUUUUACAAAGGCUUGACUCCUAACCUGACACGUGUUGUUCCAGCCACUAUGAUUACAUUUACAAUCUAUGAAAAUGUAUCUCGGUAUUUGCUUAAGAGGCGCUCGGACUAGGCCCUACCACUGCAAAUUUCUUCUUAUCGAUUAUAAUAAUAAUUUAUCAAUGUUUCCAUCAUCGUAUUAUAUGUGUAGAAAGUUUCACGACGUCAAUACAGUAAGCCCGUAAAUAUGAUAUUUCACAAACUUUUGAAAUCGAGUUUCCGCAUUGGAUAGAAAAGCAGUAGUAAUUUAAUUCAACCAGUUACUCUAAGCUAUUCCAAAGAUUCUCGAAUUACUUGUAAAUAUGCUCUGUUUGAUUAUUGAAUAAAUUAAAAUGUGAAUGCAUCAA
Messenger RNA from Nilaparvata lugens (brown planthopper), 1570 nucleotides. Its product is annotated as mitochondrial folate transporter/carrier. The record is from RefSeq and is a predicted model, not a curated record. The coding region runs from base 349 to 1296 and encodes 315 amino acids. Gene Ontology annotation, molecular function: FAD transmembrane transporter activity; folic acid transmembrane transporter activity. NCBI's taxonomy places the organism in Eukaryota, Metazoa, Arthropoda, Insecta, Hemiptera, Delphacidae. Gene Ontology annotation, biological process: folate import into mitochondrion; nucleotide transport. The transcript is spliced from 7 exons. Gene Ontology annotation, cellular component: mitochondrion.